CUUCCUUAUUUGUUCAAAUUUGCUUCCUCCUCUUCGCUUCAAUCACAUUCACACCACAAUUCCUCUCUCGUUGUUUUCAUCUCCCUUUUCAAAUUCUCUUCACUCUUUUCUCAGAGAAGAGAAGCGUUUCUGACUCCCAAGAUUUUCCGAUAUAACUAUAAACCGAACUUCUGAGGGAUUCACCAUUGUUUUCCAACACAUGCACUUUGGGAAACAUGGCUGGCCGAGAGCAUGAGUCAGGUAUUAUGCAGUGGGCUCUCAGUCUUUUUGAUGGCGAUCCAACUUAUAAUUCUGGCCAAUAUGGUGACAUGAUACAACAUGAUGAUAAUGACAUCUACCGCGGACAAUAUAUUAGAGGUCAAUAUGGUACUGAAUCUAAUUAUGUAGAGAAUGAUGCGAUCAUUGCAUACACACUUCAAGAAGAAUAUUCACGACUAUCUGUAGCAGAAUCAUCUGGAUACUCACAUGGAGAUGAACAACAAUCACAACCAUAUGCUCAUGUAGAUGAUUGGCAAGGUCUGCCCAGAAGGAAUUAUUGUUCAGAUGGUGAUUAUCCAAAUGAAAGAGCGUGUACAGUGGUGCCUUCUAGUUCAUGUUCUAGCCUGGGUCAGGUGGAGCUAAAUGAUGAUUGUGCAGCUGACUAUGAGGCAGGCUGGAGUCUUGAUGAAAUGAUGCCUGUUCCUCAUAUUCCAAGAAUUAAUGGAGAAAUUCCUUCAAGUGAUGAAGCAACAUCAGAUCAUCAACGACUGCUUGACAGACUGCAAUUAUAUGGUGUUGUUGAGCAUAAGGUUCAAGGAGAUGGUAACUGUCAGUUUCGUGCUUUAUCAGAUCAAUUGCAUCAGUCACCAGACCACCACAAUGAUGUGAGAAGGAAAGUCGUAAGUCAGCUUAAGUCUCACCCAGAAAUUUAUGAGGGAUAUGUUCCUAUGGCAUAUGAUGACUAUCUGGAGAAGAUGUCGAAGAGCGGCGAGUGGGGUGACCAUGUUACAUUGCAGGCUGCUGCUGAUUCGUAUGGUGUGAAAAUUCUUGUCUUUACUUCAUUUAAGGAUACAUGUUGCAUAGAGAUUCUUCCUAAUCUCCAAACAUCAAAACGAGUCAUUGUGUUGAGUUUCUGGGCGGAGGUGCAUUAUAAUUCAAUAUAUCCUCAAGAAGGUACACCCUCACAUGAUUAUAGAAAGAAGAAAAAGUGGUGGAUAUUUGGGAAUAAGAAUUAAGAAUCUUUGGACAGCAUUGCUAUUGCUGUUCCAGAACUGUGUUGAUCCUUGGUUCAGGACCCACCAGGCUGGAUCACCUCAUUGUUGAGUUAGCUUCUUUCCUUUUUGACAAACUUUACCAUAAACCUGGCUUGCAUGUGUGAAUUUUAUCAUCAUGCUAGAUCCGCCUUACAUUGAUCAGACCGUUAAAGUAGGAUGAUUAGUUUUUAAACAUGUUUGAAAAAGAAAGAAAUAUACACAAAUAUGGGAAUGUGAAACAUACAUAUUUAGAUAUUAGAAAUAAUAUAAAGUGCCGGUAUCAUGGAAAGUAUGCAAUGACAUUCUUUAUAAGGACAGAUGAAAGUCCAUUUAAAGCGGUCAUUGAGCAGUGAGCACUUUGAAAUGACAAGUACAAUAAUCGUGAAGCAAAUUGUCCUACCAUCUGUUUAUAGCCAUAGUGAGAUGAAGAAGGCAAACAUGUUGAGCAUGGACAAUGGUUAUAAUCUUUAGCGACAUAUAGAGAAGAGAAUGAAGGUUGUUAUAACCAUUCGGUCAUUUAUCUUGUACAGUUGAUUCUUUUGUAUUGGAUAAUAUAUGCUGCACUUGCAGCUUGAGGAGGCAUGCAGUGAUUUGAAGGAUAUUGUGCAAAUUGGACAACAAACUUGUCUUUGUAUGGUAUAUUUGUCAGAUAUCAUGCUUUUAUUUUACAAGUCUUGAUUGGAAGAAUUUUACUUUCUUCCUACUGAUACAGCGAUGCUUUAUCUUACAUUUUUUACCACAGUUUGAGCUACUUAGUUGCUCACCUGUAAACAUGUAACGGAUUAGAAGUAAUGAUAUAUAUAUUCAAGUAUUCAAUGAUUUGCACUUUCACACACUUUGUUGCCAUGUUACUGCAUCUUGUUCACUCAAUAAAACACUGCGCAGCCUGUGACUUCUAAGUGCCAACUGAAUUUGGAAGCUGGAGGCGACCCACUAUUACACUACCUACGAUAUUUACAGACUUACAGCUGCUGAAGUAUAUG
Messenger RNA from Argentina anserina (silverweed cinquefoil), 2215 nucleotides. Its product is annotated as OVARIAN TUMOR DOMAIN-containing deubiquitinating enzyme 12. The record is from RefSeq and is a predicted model, not a curated record. Lineage: Eukaryota; Viridiplantae; Streptophyta; Magnoliopsida; Rosales; Rosaceae. Bases 216 to 1214 code for a protein of 332 amino acids. Gene Ontology annotation, molecular function: cysteine-type deubiquitinase activity. Gene Ontology annotation, biological process: protein deubiquitination. The transcript has 11 exons.